GCGUGACUGGCGGGUGGCGUCACGUGACGCAGCCGCCGGCCUCGCAAGAUGGCGGUGUGCAUCGCUGUGAUCGCCAAGGAGAAUUACCCCCUCUACAUCCGAAGCAUCCCCACUGAGAACGAGCUGAAGUUCCACUACAUGGUGCACACCUCGCUGGACGUGGUGGACGAGAAGAUUUCAGCGCUGGGGAAGGCCCUAGUGGAUCAGAGGGAGCUCUACCUGGGCCUGCUUUACCCCACCGAGGACCACAAGGUCUACGGCUACGUGACCAACUCCAAGGUGAAGUUUGUGAUGGUGGUGGACUCAUCGAACACGGCGCUGAGGGACAACGAGAUCCGCAGCAUGUUCCGGAAGCUGCAUAAUUCCUACACCGACGUCAUGUGCAACCCCUUCUACAACCCUGGGGACCGCAUUCACUCCAGGGCCUUCGACAGCACCGUGACGUCCAUGAUGACACAGGUCUGCUGAGCAAGGCCGCAGCAGCUGGACACUGCAGCGUGAGCCGCGGAGGCACCCGCAUAGUGGUUUGUGAACAACAGUGGCGUCUGUGUAUCACAAGGCGCAGCGGCAAUUGUCCCUGCAGAUGUGCGGCCUCUGCACCGAGGCACUAAAUGUUUUCGGAAGCCCCA
Echinops telfairi (small Madagascar hedgehog) is the source of this 629-nucleotide messenger RNA. RefSeq names its product trafficking protein particle complex subunit 2L (gene TRAPPC2L). The record is from RefSeq and is a predicted model, not a curated record. Gene Ontology annotation, cellular component: cytoplasm; nucleus; TRAPP complex. The transcript has 5 exons. The coding region runs from base 49 to 468 and encodes 139 amino acids. Gene Ontology annotation, biological process: endoplasmic reticulum to Golgi vesicle-mediated transport. NCBI's taxonomy places the organism in Eukaryota, Metazoa, Chordata, Mammalia, Afrosoricida, Tenrecidae.